AUGAAGUCAUUUAGUACCGCAACACUCAUCACCGCGGUUCUCGCCGCUACCGAAGGAACAAACGCCUUCACCAACACUAGAACCAGCCCGCUGAGAAAGGAAGCAGCAAGCAAGGGUAUUCUCAUCGGGUCCGGGGCUACCAAUCCGACCUAUCUCGAUGAUCAUCAGUUUGCAACCGUCCUUGCCGAGCAGUUCAAGAGCCUCUCCCCCGAGAAUGAGUUGAAGUGGUCGUUCAUCCACCCGACGCCGGGGCACUACAAUUGGGACACGAUCGACCGCCUCGUUGGCUUUGCAAAGGACCAUGACAUGGUGGUUAAGGGACAUGGGCUCAUCUCGAGCUGCUGCAACCCCGACUACCUGCUCAACAUCACCGACCCCAAGCUGUUUCGUGCUGCGAUGGUCGACCAUUUCGAGGCGAUCAUGCACCGAUACGCUGGCAAGGUGGAUCGGUGGGACGUCGUCACCGAAGCUCUCAAGACGAAUAGCAGUGGCCUACAGACCAAUCUCUUCUACAACGUGCUCGGCCCUGAUUAUAUCGGAGAGGCCUUCCGUGUCGCCCGGAUAGCAAGCCCAGGCGCCAAACUGUUUAUCAACGAGAAUCUCGUCGAAUCGCUUCCCGGAAAGCGUCAAGAGCUCUACGAUCUCGUCUCCGGGCUCGUAGCUAACGACGUCCCGAUCGACGGAGUCGCUCUACAGAUGCACAUUACCGAAGUUCCCCCCAUACCGGGAGUGAUUACGGAUAUAGUCAAGUCCUACCACGCUCUCGGACUGGAAGUAUCCAUCGCUGAAAUGGAUGUCCACACGCUGAACACCACGCUCCUCACCGAUAUCUACAGCGCCGUCAUCACUGAGGCUCUUGAUGCUGGAAUCACCGAUAUCAGUUUCUGGGGCUUUACGGAUAAACACGCGUAUACCUGGAUAGAGGGCGCGAAGCCAUUGAUGUUCGACGAGUACUACAACCCUAAGGGUGCGUUCUACGCUACCCACACUGCCCUGACGAGUUUCGACAAUGAGGGCUGA
Messenger RNA from Aspergillus udagawae, 1020 nucleotides. RefSeq names its product endo-1,4-beta-xylanase. The coding region runs from base 1 to 1020 and encodes 339 amino acids. NCBI's taxonomy places the organism in Eukaryota, Fungi, Ascomycota, Eurotiomycetes, Eurotiales, Aspergillaceae. Gene Ontology annotation, biological process: carbohydrate metabolic process. The transcript has a single exon. The record is from RefSeq and is a predicted model, not a curated record. Gene Ontology annotation, molecular function: hydrolase activity, hydrolyzing O-glycosyl compounds.